Molecule: messenger RNA, 1905 nt
Organism: Funneliformis geosporum
Lineage: Eukaryota; Fungi; Glomeromycota; Glomeromycetes; Glomerales; Glomeraceae
Source: the annotation of a GenBank genome assembly
AUGUCUAACAAAACUAAUAGCACUGUAAUUUAUGGUCUCGAAAAAAAGUUUGAAGGUUGGGAAACGCUCUUGGAUCCCGAAAAUCUCAGUCUCAUUGACAUCCUAAAUUUUCGUCGAAGAAAAAAUGACUUCUCUUUUGAUAAGCACACUGAACAUUUAACGAUAUCUAAAUUCUUGUCAUAUGUCACAAAAAACACACUAGACGAAAAGUGGAAGAAAUCUACUUCCAUUCUUAAUGAAGUGCUAAAGGCGAUGGCCUGGCUACGCGUUGGGCUAGGAAUGGGUUAUUAUAUCCGGUGGGCUUCUUCCAGCUUUGUUACAAAAUCUAUAUGGAGUCGGGCUAUGUGUCGAUGCAACCACCUAAGUGGCCUGGCUACGCGUCGGGCUAGGAAUGGGUUAUUAUAUCCGGAUCAAGCAAAAACAGAAAAUGUUAUAGCGUUCUGGCUGGAGGCUGAUUUGGAAAAGAUUGAAUUAGAUCAGAAAAUAUCAAAUGCGAUUCUGGAGAAGAAAAAAACUGAACUAAAGCAGAAGGACGUUGAUAUAAAACUAACAAGGGCAGAGUUUGUAGUAGAACAUUCGGUGGCAGGGAAUGAAGCGCACAAAUUAUUAAAUAAUCAAAGAUUAAAUUUUAUUGACAGCUUGAACGAUUCUAUAGGCUCCCCAGUUGAUUAUUCAGUUGAUGAAAAAGAUGAAAAGGACGGUGAUCACACUGAAAGAGAUGAGAUAGAACCAUCAUCAAUGCCAGUGGAGGAGAGCACUGGUUCAAGAAAAGUUCAUAAUAAUUUUAAACGGAAAUUGGACAAUCAAACGGAUUAUGUAGAUGAAGGACUGACGCUCUUGUUCGACGAAACAAACGAAGAAGCCCUUAUGGAAAGCAUUGACGAGAAAACUCUUAAUAUAGAGGACAAACUACCAUUAACGAGAGAAGAUAGUCAGUCACAAUGUAUGUGUGAUGAUAUGGUGGAAGCCUUCCAAAAAUAUCAAGGCAAAAUCCCCAAAACCCGUCGAGCGUUUACCCCUGCAUAUUGGGGAGUGCUCGAUUUAACGAAAGAGAGCUUAUAUGGAUGCAAGGAAUUUACUGAUGAUGAUUUAAAACAAUUAUCUCAAGAUUUUGCUAAUCACAUAAAGUGGAAAUGUGAACCUGUAAAAAAGAAUGUCCAGGAUUACUUUGAUAGUAAUUGUGAAGAGGUUAAUAGCGAUGAAAAACUCAGAAAAUUAGACAGACACAUUCAGUUUAUGAAAAUCAAUAUGAAUUCAUUUCAAGGAAUGCUUCCUGAGGAACAACUAAAAAUGACAUCGUCGUUUCCAUUAUUCCAUGGAGUAUUCAAUUCAAGUCAUAUUAAGGAUAUCUGGGGGGAAACUCAGGCUCUUUCGACAAAUGAUGCGCGAAAUGAAAAAGCUAACCCGUUCAAGAAAGCACGGAUGGGAAGAAAAGUGGACAUGAAAGCAACUUUAAUUAAGACGUCAAAUAAAUUCGAGGUUAUUUACGGGGAAGUUGCAAGGGGUUUAGGACCACUAGGAAUUCCAAUGGCUUGCCCAAAAAAGCGGUUCUUAGACAAAGUAAAGUUAAUGGUAAUAAUGCGUGACUCUAUUAAUCGUUUGUUAAAUGAAAUGAUGUAUGUGUCAGAAGAAACCCGAAAGAGUUUGAUAGUUUACGGCUGGCUCCAAGUUGGUCUGGAAUUGAAUUUCUACGCGAUGGACUGGUCAGGGAUACCUGCAGACGGAGGAGAUUGCUUUAUGUUGGAAGACGCAUAUUGCAUACUUAAAUCGCUAGAGAAUAAAUCGCUUGAAACAGAGACUACGGUGAGAAAACUGUUCUCAGAAAAUACGAGGGGUAAACGACGCCUAAUUGCACCUGAGACUAAAGCAGAUUUGAACAAGAAUCGCACUCCACAAUAUAUGUAA